This is a messenger RNA of Acipenser ruthenus (sterlet), 1483 nucleotides long. Its product is annotated as diacylglycerol O-acyltransferase 2-like. The transcript has 8 exons. Gene Ontology annotation, cellular component: endoplasmic reticulum membrane. Lineage: Eukaryota; Metazoa; Chordata; Actinopteri; Acipenseriformes; Acipenseridae. Gene Ontology annotation, biological process: triglyceride biosynthetic process. Gene Ontology annotation, molecular function: diacylglycerol O-acyltransferase activity. The record is from RefSeq and is a predicted model, not a curated record. Bases 232 to 1317 code for a protein of 361 amino acids.
UGUGCUUUUUGUUCUUCUUUUAAAUAAACGCAAUAGUUAAUAAAUGUUUCCCCCCUUCAGCAGUAGUGGUAGCGUCUGAGCGCUACACUUGUUAAAGGUCUGCUCCAGGCAGGCUGCGGGUUGUGUGUGAUCCGCGUCGUGGUGGAGGUGGACAGCGUGCUCCUGAAUACAACUCAGCGCUAUCAACUGUUUCGCAUCAUUUUAUAAUUGGUUAUAACUCCGGCGUCGACCAUGAAGACAAUCAUUGCAGCGUAUUCUGGCGUGUUACGAGGUACUGGAGCCAAUUUUCUGUCUGCCAUCCAGGAUUUGCCUUCGGUUCCCUGGCCCUCCAAGUCGAAGGUGGAGAAGCAGCUGCAGAUUAUCUCUGUGAUGCAGUGGGUCCUUUCCUUCCUCGUAAUGGGUGCUGUGUGCACUGUGGGCCUCCUGUACCUGUUCUUCACUGACUGCUGGCUCAUUGCUGCCUUGUACAUUGCUUGGCUGGUCUUCGACUGGAAUACUCCAAGACAAGGAGGAAGGAGGUCAUCUUGGGUCAGAAACUGGACCGUCUGGAAAUACUUCAGAGAUUACUUUCCCAUCAGACUCAUUAAAACCCACACCCUGCUGCCCAGCCGGAAUUACAUUUUCGGGUACCACCCGCACGGGAUCUUCUGCUUCGGAGCCUUCUGUAACUUCGGGACGGAAGCAACUGGGUUCUCCAAGAAGUUCCCUGGGAUCUGCCCUCACCUGGCAACCCUGGCUGGGAACUUCAGAUUGCCCCUCCUCCGGGACUACCUCAUGUCUGGAGGUAUUUGUCCUGUGAAUCGCAAUUCCAUGGACUAUCUCCUGUCCCGCAAUGGAACUGGGAAUGCUGUGGUGAUUGUUGUGGGAGGAGCAGCGGAAUCCCUGGAGUGCAUUCCUGGGAAGCACUCGGUCACUCUGAAAAACCGCAAAGGGUUUGUGAAGCUGGCCUUGCAGCAAGGUGCUGAUCUGGUCCCUGUGUAUUCGUUUGGGGAGAAUGAAGUGUACAAGCAGAUCAUCUUCGAGGAGGGCUCUUGGGGGAGGUAUCUGCAGAGGAAGUUCCAGAAGCUCAUGGGUUUCGCUCCCUGCUUCUUUCACGGCUGUGGGAUAUUCUCGACCAACAGCUGGGGAAUGGUGCCCUACAGCAAAGACAUCAACACUGUCGUUGGAGAACCUAUCACAGUCCCAAAGAUAGAAAGCCCAAGCCAGGAUGAAGUGGACCUUUACCACGACAUGUACGUGCAGAGCCUCCUCAAACUCUUUGACAGAUACAAGGUGAAGUUUGGUCUGCUGGAGACAGACACCCUGGCUUUGCACUAGAACAUCUCCGGCUCUGGAGCGUCUCCCGGAGCUGCUGAGGAUUGGACCCUGCUAUGUACCUGCUUAACUCUUUCAGUCCUGUAUUAGCACCACAUGUUAACAUGUGCUGUCAGCGAUCAUGUAGGAACCUCACAGGACUCCUGGGACCCAGUCGGGGGGGGGGGGG